AUGUUUAACCUGUCUAUAUUUGAUCGGCGACAGCAUAGACAUCGUGCUUCCCGCAAUCCAAGUCGCCAUUCAUCUAGGAAUUCAACUGAGUUUUCACCUCGACAGAAUGUGGCCAGAGAGUCCUCGAGUGAAUAUGAGACUGCACAAUCUGGGCCACAAUCAAUACAAUACGAUACGAUACCUUGCGAUCCCAACAAUCAACGGAAUAUGGAACUGCGCGGUCAGGGCAACAAUCAACACAAUAUGGCACCGCACGAUCCGGGCGGCAGUCAACAGAAUACGGUACCGCACGACUUCGGUUAUCACACUCUCCUGGGCUUUCACGUGAUCGCCCAUCUUCUCGCGAUCAUCAAUCCUCCCGGCACCGCUCAUCUUCCCGUGACCGUCCCUCUCGGUCAACGAGAAACCCGGUUACAUCUUCUUAUCAACCUUCGGCUUCAAUAUAUCAACCUUCGACUUCAAUAUAUCCACCUUCAACUACGUACAGCCCUGACCGCUCAUCAUCGCGAUAUUAUCCGCCUUCAUCGAUGCGAUAUCCGGCGGAAUCUUCACGUGGCACCAGGCCUUCAUCUUCACGAGAUCCUGGACCUUCACGCGGUGAAUCCUCACGCGGCGAACCUUCGCGUGGGACUCAUCGCUCAGAUUCAUGCGAUCGACCUUCACCAUCGUAUGAUCCUCCGCCUUCUUACAGAACCUCACCUUCGCGAGAUGGUCCGCCGCCUCCGCCUCCGCCUCCAUCUCCACCUCCAGGUGGGCCCUCACCUCCAGAAUCCGAUUCUUCAGAUUCUUCAGAUUCUUCAGAUUCUUCAGAUUCUUCAGAUUCUUCAGAUUCUUCAGAUUCUUCGGAAUCUGAACACGAACCCGCACAGGGACCUAGACCCCCGACGGCCCUCAACCUUCUGGAAAGAGCACGAGGUGAAGCCCGCGAAAUCCUCCGACAAAUGUCAAGAACAGAGGCCCGCAACAUCCGGAGCUUCUUCCAGCGAGACGAAAGGCAUUUUCAAUAUCUGGGUAUGGCCGGUCAUGGUGCGAAUAGCGUUGCGGUUAAGGUCAAAUUGAGAAGCCGUUGGUAUAGCCGUCACUCUUCGCAGAUGUUUGUCGUGAAACGGGCGAUUGUAGCGGGAAUCCAAAAAAAAUUAAGGAACGAUAACCGGAUAUUAAGAGUAAGCACCCCGAAAACCUAAAGAAGCUAUGGGAUUUCCAAAUGUCAUACAGCUACACCUAUUGUAACGAGUUACAAUCAGACCUAACUUACUCUUUCAAAGAUGCUGCGUGGAGCCAAACACAUCAUCCAACUAUAUCGAACUUCCGGUAUACGUAACCCUAUAGAUAGGGCGCGAGGUAGA
Molecule: messenger RNA, 1346 nt
Organism: Daldinia vernicosa
Lineage: Eukaryota; Fungi; Ascomycota; Sordariomycetes; Xylariales; Hypoxylaceae
Exons: 2
Coding region: 1-1059 (352 amino acids)
Source: RefSeq, a predicted model, not a curated record